This is a messenger RNA of Balaenoptera acutorostrata (minke whale), 1793 nucleotides long. It is a transcript of the gene LEPROTL1, whose product is annotated as leptin receptor overlapping transcript like 1. Gene Ontology annotation, biological process: late endosome to vacuole transport via multivesicular body sorting pathway; negative regulation of growth hormone receptor signaling pathway. Bases 144 to 539 code for a protein of 131 amino acids. Gene Ontology annotation, cellular component: endosome. NCBI's taxonomy places the organism in Eukaryota, Metazoa, Chordata, Mammalia, Artiodactyla, Balaenopteridae. The transcript has 4 exons. The record is from RefSeq and is a predicted model, not a curated record.
GCGAGCCGCCGGCGGAAGUGCUGCAUCGCGCACUUCCGGGUGUUGUCUGGCCGCCGCCGCGCGUCUCCGGUCUCCCGGCCGCCGCCGCUGCCGCCGCCGACGCCGUCGCCUCGGGUCUCGGAGGCAGGAGCGACGUCACCGCCAUGGCCGGCAUCAAAGCUUUGAUUAGCUUGUCCUUCGGAGGAGCAGUUGGGCUGAUGUUUUUGAUGCUUGGAUGCGCUCUUCCCAUAUACAACCAAUACUGGCCUCUCUUUGUUCUGUUUUUUUACAUCCUUUCACCUAUUCCAUACUGCAUAGCAAGAAGAUUAGUGGAUGAUACGGAUGCUAUGAGUAAUGCCUGUAAGGAACUGGCCAUAUUUCUUACAACAGGCAUUGUGGUCUCAGCUUUUGGACUCCCUAUUGUAUUUGCCAGAGCACACCUGAUCGAGUGGGGAGCUUGUGCACUUGUCCUCACCGGAAACACUGUCAUCUUUGCAACUAUCCUGGGCUUUUUCUUGGUCUUUGGCAGCAAUGAUGACUUCAGCUGGCAGCAGUGGUGAAAGGAAUUACUGAACUCUUGUCAGAUGGACUUCUUGUCCUUUCUCAGCCGUCCGUGCACACAGGAGACGGGGCAGUGACGCUGAGCAGCGGAGCAAGCCUCUUGGGGGUGUUCUAGGUGCUCCUUCUCACUUGUCUUGUAAGCGUACUCUUUUCACAGAGACUUGCUGGAGGAUUAAAAGGAUUUUCUCUUUUGGAAAAGCUUGACUGAUUUCACACUUAUCUCUAGUAUGCUUUUUGUGGUGUCCUGCUGAAUUUAAAUAUUGAUGUGUUUUCCCUGUUCAGUUUUUUUUUUUUAACCAGUAUGCAAUGUUAAAUAUUUUUUAAAUCUAAUAACCAUUUGCAUUGGUUAGGAACUAGAGUUCUGCUGGCUAUUACUGGGCUCAAGCACUUUUUUUUUUCUUAAAAUUAUUUAACCUCCAUUACUACACAAAGUUAUAAAGAUAAGUUUUUCAAUCAGUCAGGAUGACAUCACUCCCAAUUUUAUGCAAACAUGCAGACUAUUAGCAUACCUUAUAGACUAUAUACUCAGUGCAAAUAUAGCUGCAUUUAUACCUCAGAGGGGCCAAGUAUUAAUGCCACGCCCUCCAUAAGGGUUGCUGGUUUUGCUGGAAAGCAGGUGUUUUGUGAAUUGAAAAUUAUUUUAUGGAAUUGCUACAAAGGAGUGCUUUUAUUCUCAAUUGUUAGAAGAACUUAUUGUUACAGGUAAGAGUGUAAAAACAGAUUUUUGAUAUACGGUUUUUAUUUAUGUUUGUUAUAAUUAGAGUGAGUUGCAUUAUGGGAAGAAACGAUGUUGAAAUUCCAUUUUUUUGAAUCCUGUUUCUAUUUAUAAGUGAAAUUUUUAAUCUUCUUUCAGUCUUUCAUGUUUUACGUGGGUAAAGGGACACACACAGAACUACUACUGAUACGGGAAAGUGUAUGUUUGCAUCCCACAUACUAGAAAACCUUUUCCUGCCUCCUUAUAACUUAUUUUAUACAUUGUAUAUAUUAAGUAAAAUAACUUUUCCAAUAUGGUUUAAUAACACGUUAAGUUAGAGGUUUUAACGCACCUGGAGAGUGAUUGCUCCGCCAUACAUUCAGAGUGCCCCAGCCCCGCAAGGCCUUGACGUGAUCAACAAGUGACUUGUUAGUUAUGCCAUUAAUUCAUGUAUUAACAACUCAAGAUUUAGACCACGGUAAUUGUAGUUCUUAUCCCCUAAGGUUAUAUCAUAUGUAAUUUUAAAAUAUUUAAGGCAAGUUUCCUGUAUACCUCUCAA